This is a messenger RNA of Punica granatum (pomegranate), 4046 nucleotides long. The record is from RefSeq and is a predicted model, not a curated record. Lineage: Eukaryota; Viridiplantae; Streptophyta; Magnoliopsida; Myrtales; Lythraceae.
AUGCCUUGUUGAAUUUUCAUUAUUUUUGGAUAAGAAAACGAGGCAAACGCCCAUUACAAAAAACGAAACAAUUAUGAAAUACAUGCCUCGUUGAAUUGCGAUCAAACUACUUACAAGUAAUCAAUCCAGAGGUCAUGAGCUACGCACUGUCCAUGAAUUCCAAGAUGAGCUCGACUUCCUGGCUGGUAUUGGCAAUGAAAGUGCUGUCUAACUCGACAAGGUAUCGGCAAUGAACGUGCUGUCAAACUUGACAAGUUUGGAGUAGUCUAAGCGCCGAAGGAUUGCCACGGACUCCCAACAUGAAGCAUUCAAUGUGGUAGGAUUGAUAGGUGAUGGAAAUAACCCUCACCGUGCGGAUGUCAACUGGAGGACGCGGACCACCCCGAACACAGUCUAGCCAUUGCCGACUCGGCAGAUAUGCUGAUAUCCCGGAGGUUGAACUCGUAGCCUGAACUGAACCUAAAGCCGCCAUGGAUGUGACACAGUACGUAAUUUUCGGUCUGAGUCAACGAUCUUGAGGCAGCAGUUUCCGCGAAAUGUCUCAAAAAGUGGUUGCAUUUACAUUAUAAAAAAGGAAGAAACCGCGUCGGUGUCCUUUCCAACCGCGUCUCCAACAAAAUAACGACGUCGUCUGCGAAGUUACUCAGUUGACUUCGAUGCAGAGGAAGAAGGCCUCGUGGAGCAGCUGCAAUGGAGUUCCCUGCAGCUGAUUGAUUGCCUCCUCCAGCUCCAAGUAAUUACACGCCCAGCAACACCUACCCAGCAGGCUUCUUUUCGAAAUUAUAUGCUCGGUAUUGCUGUUGAUGAAAGUAUGGUGGAGGCAGCAGCUGCAGCUUUAGCGGUAGAGGCAUAUCGGGACGGGAGAAACUUAAUAUCUUAUGUCACUAAAAAAUUGGAUUAUGCUGAUGAUUUGGAGAAGAACUACAAAAGGCUCACGGAAGAAGCGGACAAGCUUUUCGCAAGGAGGGCUGAUGUGGAGGCUCAAGUACGGAAAGAUAUGAUGAAGAGGAUCACUAAAGAAUGUGACGCAUGGAUUUCUAGGGUCCGGGUAAUCGAGCAAGAGGUUUUGGAGCUGGAAAAUGAAUUCAAAAAGGGAACGAAGCGAACAUGGAGAAAGCGUCGCAUUUUGUCCAGAUCCACCCUAAGCAGACGCAUGGCGAAUAAGUGUGAGGAGCUGCAUAGCCUUUGGGCAGAGGGAAGAGUUGAAACAGAUGUCGUAGUUGAGAAACCACCGGAGCCUGUUAGGGUGAUAAAUUCCCCAAGAACAGAAAAUAAGCCAUCACUCCACUGGGCCAUCGAAGAGAUUCGAGGCCAUUUGAGGGAUCGGAAUGUAAAGAGAAUUGGACUAUGGGGGACGUUGGGGAUAGGGAAAACAACGAUCAUGCACAACCUGAACAAUGACGAAGAGAUCGCUAAUAUGUUCGAUAUUGUUAUCUCUGUCUCUGUAUCUGAAGACAAUAGUAUAGAGAAGUUGCAACGGGCAAUACUAAGAAGGCUUAAAUUGAAUGUCGAAGGAAACAAUGAUCAGAGUGAAGUUGCGUGGAGAAUAUCAAAGGAAUUGGAAAACAAAAGGUACUUAUUUCUUCUGGAUGAAGUGUCGGAGACUCUUGAAUUACAUAGAGUGGGAAUCCCUGAAGACGAAAUGGAUAGCAAGGUUGUCUUGGCAAGCAGAUAUGAACAUGUCUGCUAUGAUAUGGAGGUCGAUGAGUUCGUCAAUGUGAAGCGAUUGUCGGAUUUUGAUGCUUGGAAAAUGUUUCGGGAAAAAGUGGGACGGAACAUUAAUCUUCCCGGUGUCGAGGAGAUUGCGCGCCUUGUUGUGAACGAAUGUGCCGGUCUGCCCCUUUUGAUUGACAGAGUUGCAAGGAACUUCAGGAAGAAGGACAACAUUAAUCUAUGGAGGGAUGGUCUCCGGAGCUUGCGGAGAUGGCCAGACAUCAAAGUCCAAGGCAUGGAGGAAGUGCUCGAGUUUCUAAAAUUCUGCUACGAUGAUCUUGAUGAUGAGACACAAAAGAUUUGUUUCCUCUACAGCGCUUUAUAUCCCGAAGAGUACGAUAUCUUUGUGGAUUACCUGCUCGAAUGUUGGAAGGCCAGAGGUUUUAUAUGUGACGUGGUUGAUUUCUUGGAAGCUCGUGACAGGGGCCAUUCCAUCUUGAGUGAUCUCCUCGAUGUUUCCUUACUGGAAAGAAGCAAGAAGAUGAAACAUGUCAGGAUGAAUAAAGUCAUCCGAAACAUGGCUCUUAAGAUUUCAUCAGAUAGCAAGGAUUCAACAUUUUUGGUGAAAGCCCGUGAAGGGCUGCAAGAGCCCCCAACAGAAGAAGAAUGGAAGGGUGUCAGUGGGAUCUCCUUGAUGGACAACAAGCUGCAUAGUUUGCCGGAAGCUGUAGACUGUGAAGAUCUCCGGACUCUGUUACUACAGAGAAACCAUGAACUCACUCUGAUCCCAGAGUCAUUCUUUCAAUCAAUGCCCAAACUCCAAGUUCUAGAUCUGCAUGGCUGCGGAUGCAGAUCACUGCCAUCGUCAAUAUCCUCCUUGACGAGUCUGACAGCUCUGUAUCUAAAUUCCUGCAGAGACUUGAUGGAGCUUCCUGCUGACAUGAAAGCACUGAGAAAACUCGAGGUGCUUGAUAUUCGGGGAAGUGGGAUUAAUUACUUGCCGGUUCAGAUUGGCCACUUGCUUCAGUUGAGGUGUCUGAGGAUCUCUCUGUCGAACUCGUGCAUUGGAUCUUUAAUCCAGGGGCAAUCCAGGUUUGCCCAGAUUAGUCAGAACAUCAUCUCGAGACUUCGUUGGUUGGAAGAGCUCACAAUUGAUGUGGAUCCACAUAACCAAUGGUGGGAUGGGGUUGUGAAGACUAUCACAAAGGAGGUGGCUACCUUGACGAGGUUGACUUCUCUCUCGUUCUGCUUUCCUUCUGUCGACUGUUUGAAGAUAUUUGUCACGAGCAGCUCACUCUGGAAGAACUUCAGCUUCACAUUCCGAUUUUCUGUUGGAUAUCAUGAAUGCACAAGCUAUCAGAUCUUAGAACAUUUUGAGUAUGAAAUUUCCCGAUGCUUGAAAUAUGCAGAUGGAGAAGGUGUUGAUCAUGCGAUUAAGAAGGUACUUGCUGAAGCUGAUGCGUUUGAACUAAUUCGCCACAAGGGUAUCUCGAGUAUCUCAGAGUUCGGCAUUGAGAGUAUCAACAAGAUGCGGGGCUGCUUGAUCGAAGGAUGCACUGAUAUUGAGUUCAUAAUCGAUGGGACCCACGCAACAGAACCGUCAUUGGGAUGCUUGGAGAAGAUGGUCAUAAAAAACGCCCCAAGAUUGGCAAGCAUUUUUGCAGGCCCUGUCCAUUCGGGAAGUCUUGGUCGGUUGACUACCCUAAGCAUAUAUAAGUGCCCGAAGCUGUUGAUGAUCUUUUCUUGCGGAGUGAUCCAACAGCUAUCUGAACUUCAACACCUGCGGGUUGAGGAGUGCCAUGAGAUCAGAGAGAUAAUCAUGAGAGUCGAGAAUAGUAUUUUAGAACCUGGUUCUCUUCCGAAGCUCAAGACGCUGAUACUGAUUGACUUGCCCAAGUUGAGAAGCAUAUGGGUUGACAACUCCUUGGAGUGGGCAUCCUUGGAGGGCAUCACAGUAUAUAUGUGCCAGUCCCUAAUCAGAUUGCCCUUCGGCAAGAGUAACGCCAGCAACCUGAGAUAUAUCAAAGGCCAAAGAAUGUGGUGGAGGAUGUUGGAGUGGGAGGAAGAUGGCACUGAAGGGAGGCUCCAAUCUCUUUGCAUCUUCAGUCAAUGAGGCUCAGCAAUUUCUUCUCUUCCUCGGAGUUCCAAAGUGCAUGGUUGUAAACAGAACUGAAGAUGCUUGCUUCAUGUGACGUUAUGUUAGCGUAUCCUAGCUUAAAAGUUAAUGUGUAUUUUCUUUGCUCAUGAUCUAUGCUGUACUUACCACAAUGUGAUGGUGUGUGAUUAUGAAAUAAUAGCCUCAGGCGCGUACAUCCCUACAACUGCCUAAGGUUGUUACGUAUUCACUUUUAUUGGAUGAUGCCAAUUUCUUAAGAUCCUUUUACAUGAUGCAA